Messenger RNA from Topomyia yanbarensis, 1044 nucleotides. RefSeq lists its product as uncharacterized. The transcript has a single exon. Bases 1 to 1044 code for a protein of 347 amino acids. The record is from RefSeq and is a predicted model, not a curated record. Gene Ontology annotation, molecular function: nucleic acid binding; zinc ion binding. Lineage: Eukaryota; Metazoa; Arthropoda; Insecta; Diptera; Culicidae.
AUGUGUAACAUGUCAAUUAGUACAUUAAACAUUCCCGAGUGCAAACCCUCGGAAGGUGAAAGCGAUAUCGACAAAGGAGCAUAUGAACACUGGAAGGAUAUUGUGGAAGCAUCACUAAAUUUAAUUAAUGUAUCGGAUGAGCGUUCCAAGAUUGGAGUUUUUAAAAUAAAGGCAGGACCCAAAUUGUUGGAAGUAUUGAACAGCACAGUGACGUCACAAGGAAUGCCCGAUGAAAACACAGCGCCGUAUUCGAAUGCAAUUAGUCGUUUAAAUAGUUAUUUCGGGUCCAGAACGUAUACGCUUCUACAACGCAGUAAACUUAUGACCAUGGAACAAAACGCUGAUGAGAGCAACAUAAAUUUUGUAAGACGUGUUGGAGCUGCUGCCAAACUUUGCGGAUACACUAGUGAUGAGCAUAUGGAGGCAAUAGUACGCACCAUCACUAGAGGAACGAACGAUAGCCGUAUCCGGAUUUUAGCUCACCGAAAUUGGGUGAACCAAGGAUGCCUAAACGAUCUCAUAAAUUUAGUUCGAGAUCGGGAAAUCGAAAAAUCAAAUGAAGAGGAGUUCCAACGAAAUCAUCAUCAUCCACAUACAGUGUCGGUAGCUGCAGUUUCUGAGCAUGCUGUUAUGCAAAAAUUUGGGCAACGCUCAAACCAGUUUCGUACAAACUACAUGGGGCGUUGGCGUGGCAAUGGCCAGCCUACCAGAUACCGUGGUGUUGAAAAGGACAGAGAUGGUUUAAGACGUGAUCGUUCGAUACCUUCCCGAGCUACGGGUUGCUGGAGAUGUGGCAGUAUCUACCACCUUCCAUCGGAAUGUCCUGUUAUGGAUAAAGUAUGCAGAUUCUGUGAACGCAGAGGUCACAUCGCCCGUGUGUGCUCUGAACGGCCUGAGGCCAGACAGGAGAAUCGAGGACCAUUGAAGCGUUCCUGGGAUGAGACCACAGAUGAACCAACCCCCAAGGUGGCUGUAGUCAAGAAGCGAGAAAAUAAGAUAGAAGAGGAAAAUAAGGUAUCAGAUAAAAACGACAAUGAAGUAUAG